This is a messenger RNA of Wallemia mellicola CBS 633.66, 467 nucleotides long. RefSeq lists its product as hypothetical. The record is from RefSeq and is a predicted model, not a curated record. NCBI's taxonomy places the organism in Eukaryota, Fungi, Basidiomycota, Wallemiomycetes, Wallemiales, Wallemiaceae. The transcript is spliced from 2 exons. The coding region runs from base 19 to 315 and encodes 98 amino acids.
CGAUACCCAGCGUGAAGAAUGCAGGACAAUCUAGAAAUAGCUUCUGCUGGCCAGAAGCAAGAUACUCUAUUGACUGGAAACCAAACGAGCAAACAGUCACGUAAAGAACGCAAUCGUCAAAAUGUUGCCAACUUUAGGGCCCGUCAGCGUAUUAUAACACAGCUACAAGAGGAGGUGUAUCUUCUCAAGAAAUCCAAAGAAUACCUUGAGGAAGAGAGAUUAUUUCUCAAUCACCAGGUAUUUGAACUUCAGAGCACGUUGUACAGCAUAAAGUAUAACAUAUUUUGCGAGGAAGUCACAGAGCGUAUCAUUUGACGCAUAUAUUCCUUAUGGAUUUAUCGUCCUUCUUGUAUGAAUCGUGUCGAUCGUAUCUUUACAUGUAUUGAAUAUAAAGGCAACAAAAGCAUUGAGAAAUAUAAGGGUUUAUUAUUUGUGAUCCUCUAAUCUCAUCCAUUAGGCAUUCAAAU